AUGUCUGAUCUGGAGUUCUGGGACACUUACCGAGAUCUGGAGGAGUUUGAGAAGGAGUUCGUGCCCGGGGAUGAAGCGUGGGAGGCGGUCGAUCUGGAAUUGGAGGGUGAUUUCGGGACCGUUACGUUCCGCUACCGGCCCGUUAUCCAGAUGAUCCCGUUGUUUCCGAGCCUGCCAUCGGACAUGUCAGCAGAACAGAAGACCGCCGUGAUGCAGAAGAUGUUGCGCAUCGUGCUUGACCCGAUCAUGGAUGUUUCAACGCUGGAGAGGCAUUGCAAGGUCAUUGUAGGUGAGACGCCAGGGGGUAUCCUUCGACUUCCCAAUAUCAUCACCUACUUUCGGACACUUGCACACUACGCUGCAUGGGAGCACCGGGCGAUGAUGCAGAUCGUGCCGUUGCUCGUCCACCUGCCAGGCCGUGAGGAUGUCGGGGCGGCGAUGGUGAUGUUCAACGAGUGGUACCGGGCAUACUUCAGGGUCGAGUUCCAUACAGAGGAGUCGCUCGAGCAGAGCAUCUCGAGAACCGAGGAGUAA
Molecule: messenger RNA, 534 nt
Organism: Closterium sp. NIES-65
Lineage: Eukaryota; Viridiplantae; Streptophyta; Zygnematophyceae; Desmidiales; Closteriaceae
Source: the annotation of a GenBank genome assembly